Messenger RNA from Hippocampus zosterae (dwarf seahorse), 1275 nucleotides. RefSeq lists its product as uncharacterized. The coding region runs from base 166 to 813 and encodes 215 amino acids. NCBI's taxonomy places the organism in Eukaryota, Metazoa, Chordata, Actinopteri, Syngnathiformes, Syngnathidae. Gene Ontology annotation, biological process: positive regulation of double-strand break repair via nonhomologous end joining; positive regulation of isotype switching; negative regulation of double-strand break repair via homologous recombination. The record is from RefSeq and is a predicted model, not a curated record. The transcript has 3 exons.
GUUAAGUAGCUUUGCUCGGCUACUUAACAAGCCGCGGUGGGGAGGAAAUCUCGCUGCGGGUUUGAUGAAACUAUCGCGAGAUACUCCGAGAUGUCCGCAUUGGCUCGCAACAGUCAAUUUCACGACGGCCAACGUGAAGCAUGUAUGUGAUGAAGAUGAGGCGUGAUGAUGGAGGAUGUGGUUCUUCACCACCGUCUCGAAGACUCUGACGGGCUGAGCCAUUUAAUUGCAACCACAGAAAAGCUCCUGGAACCUUUCCCCCGCCGCCCUCCUCCCGUCUUCACGCCGUGGUUCUCGGACCAGUCAGCGCGACGGCCUCCGCCCAUCAGACCGGCCAAACGCGCUCCCGUCAUCAACGCAGAGGCUUUAAAAGAAGGCGUUGGCGGAACGGCGAACUCGCCGUCCGUUGUUGACGAGAGCGCGUCUGUCGCAGCGGCGGGGGUCAAACGGUCCUGGAGCGUGUUGGCUUCCAAAAGUGUUCGUCGGCGCUCGCCGUCGCUCUCGAAAGGCUUCCGACGCGCCUUGUCUGUGCACGCGCUGCACCUGCGCCAGAGGGCCAAGUGGGUCAUCGGUCAGGACAACUGCGGAACCGUACGAGACAUCGAACAGGUAUGGCAAGCUCUGAGCAAAGCCGCCCGGCGCGCCGGCUUGCCCACGUGCAACGCCAACAUCCAGCGCGAGCGUGCCGAGAUCUGGGUCUUCUGCGACGUGGCGUACUCGGAGCAGGUGGGCCGCUUCCUAAAGGAGCGUCUGCAGCUGGUGGGCAGCAUCGGGCUGCACGUGCACAAGCUCGGAGACGUCUUUCGCUUGUAGUGCUGAGUUCUCGCAGCCUUCUCGUCGUGCCGCUGAGCCAAAAUCACACUUGGGGAUGCGCAACGUGCCUCUUGAGCUCAACAUCUGGCCUAGCAUUAGACCAGAACCUCGAACUGUUUGGCAUGUCACGGAUGAAGCACGUGACGCAGGAGUCAUCUUGUGUUGAAUGUGAUGCCGUUGAGGCCGUUCCCACUUGAUACUUUCAUGCUCACCCAACUUGGAUUCCCAAAGUUUGGCUUUAUUUUGAAAGGCAUGUUUUUCCAUGGAAAUGUCAAUCAAAUUGGGACAUUUUUAACACGGAAGGUGAAAAACACUUAACGUGGUCUCAUAUUCCUGAUGUCAUGAAUUAAAACAGGCCAUUUUAACGUGGAAGUUAUGCAGAUCAGCUCCAUUGUCAAUGAAUGUGUAUUUUUUAUUUUAUUUUAUUUCAACAAUAAAAGAGACUAUGAAGUCUUUUUUUUC